This is a messenger RNA of Aegilops tauschii subsp. strangulata, 7346 nucleotides long. The record is from RefSeq and is a predicted model, not a curated record. Lineage: Eukaryota; Viridiplantae; Streptophyta; Magnoliopsida; Poales; Poaceae.
UUGCACGCACCUUGUUCACAUGAGCAUCUUGGACACCUAAAAAUUUCAGAUUUUUUAAUUUUAUUCUACUAUUGUUUUUUAAUUUACUGUUCAGGUAUGAAACACAUGUUUGUAUUUUUUUUCAAAAAAUUUGUAUGAGCAUUUGUUUUAUUUUUUGUGAAGGCCAUGUUCUUCGCAAAAAAAGAAAUUACCAAGUGUGUUGUAAAAGCACUCAGAGUCGUAUUUUUUAUAUGUUUAAAUAAAUAUUUUGUUUUGUUGUAGCAAAUAAAUUAUCUCACACUGGCAAAUAAACAAUAGGAGAGAUCUCAAUCGAGCAUUUGACAAAGAGAAAAGUACAAACAAGGAUGAAUCUAUAAGUAGAUGCUGCAAUAUAGAGGCCCCGAGGAAAAACUUCAGAAUUCAGGAAAUAAGAAAUGAGCUAUCAGACAGACAGACCUCCUGUCAGUUGCUCAAGUCAAAUUAAGAAAAAGAAAUGAGAUAUGCCACCCAAAAACAAGUAGUCUCUAUGAAGUACGUCCUAUAUAAUUAAGAGGAAUAAAAUAAAACGAAUUGAGCCCAGCGUCAAUACCCAGAUCCUGAAUUAGUAGGGUGGCUCGAAGAACUUGUCCACUGGUGCGAGCCCAGCGUCCCUCCAGCAUCUUUGACGCGUCCACUAUUCUGCUGAGAGCUUGGGCAGAGCUGCAUCCUGUUCCUGUGUUAUUAAAGAUCCUUCCGUUCAUCUUUCUCCAAAGCACCCAGAUGACUUGAAGUCUGGUGGCCUCCCAAGUUCUUCACUCAGGAGGUGGCGUAGCAUCUUCAAUUGUCAUUGGAGUCAUAUAUAUAAUUCUUGUUCGUAGCUUUUGGAACCGAAACGAAGGCACACGGAAAGUGCGAAAGGCCAGUGCCGGACAAUAAAAUGGGAGAAGCAGGUCUUAUCACUGUACUUUCUUUGAUUUUGACGUGCUAACAGAAGGUCUUAUCACAAUGAGAGGGUAGUUUCUCUGGGGCUACAUGGUAUUGUAAGCGAAAGGGAUUCUAACUGGUGAAGCUUCAGCGGCAAACAUAAACAGUGUUGUUUCUUCUAUUCACUGACUGUUGGCCCACGUAUCACUAACUGCUGAGAGAUAUCUAUGUCAGCAUGUUUGUUGGCGAGUAAUUCUAUAACAUGAAUGGGCUGUCAGUUGUGUAUAUUUUGGUGGUACAGCCUACGCUACUUGCACAUAAUGUAUAGAUUAAUUUGGCUGCUUGCACACAUUUUAUUGAUUAAUGAGCUAUCGAGAGUGGUUACAGUUUAGUUUUUCAGAGAGUCCAACUCAGCGGAACUUAAUUAUACAGGAUUAGAUCGGGGGUUAUCUUCCUGACCUGCUACUUUUGAAGACUUCUGCGUCUCAUUUGCAAUAGCAUCUCCACGAACCUUGCACCCGCCCUCAUUCAUUUGCAAUAGCAUCUCCACAUUCCAUCACCCGUGUAAGCUUCAAGACCAUUCCUUUGAUGUUUUCACUAGUUACUUUUGCAUAAUGAGCUACCGAGAGUAUUAGUACAAUUUAGUUUUUCAGAGACUCCAACUCAGCUGAACUUAAUCAUACAGGAUCAGACCUGGGGUUAUCUUGCUGACCUGCUCUUUGAAGACUUAUGCAUCUCAUUUUCAAUAGCACAACACUAGCUCGAACCUGCAUCUCCGGCAACUUGCAUCUGCCUUCCUCGACACGCCGUGCUCUGACAACUCUGCUUCUGCUUCCGAGCUCCAUUAUCUGUGUAAGCUUCUGGAUCAUGCCUCUGAUGUUUUUACUUGUUAGUUUUUUUUUCCUCUGUUUUCCUCUAGAUAUACUUCUGUUGGCACAAAAGGAUGACCAAAAAAAUUCUACCAUUUCUGGCCUUGCUCCUUUUCUCCCUUUCAGCAGUUGGCUAAUUUAUCUCGUUGUUUCCCAUUUUUACAGGUUUUUCAUCCACUGCUGCCUUCACCACCAGUUUGGCCCUCAAGAAGCACUUCUAUUGCUCGAUUUCAUUUCCUCAGCUCAUUCCAAUAUACCCAAAAGAACAAAAAACAUUCCACUUCUAUUGCUCGUUUUUCAUUUCCUCAGAUCGCUCCGUUGCACCCAAAAGAAAGAUCUAAAGUAGGAACAAAAUCUGUUUACGGAGUUCUUUUUUACCUGUUUCCAUCGUUUGGCAGUUAAACUCUUCGAAAGUUUCCUCCAUUUCGUGUCUUUGCACCACACCUUAGAUCCCUGCCUUCCAAAUAUUGGCUGAAAAAAUCCCAAAAAAGGAAAGAAAAAGAAAUCCGUCUCUGGAGUUCUUUUACCUGUUUCCCAUUGUUAGAUAGUUCAAAUCUUCCGAAGUUUCCUCCAUUUUGUGUCUUAUACACUACACCUAAGAUCUGUGCAUUGUCAAAAUUAGCCCCAAAACAUCCCAAACAAACUGCAACUCCAUGGCGGCGGUGGUGCUGGCAGCUGGCUUAAAAAUGGUGGCAUCGCCGAUCCUGAAGAAACUCCUCGCUGAUACUUCGACGUACCUUGGGGUCGACAUGGCGAGUGAGCUCCAUGACCUUGAGACCACCAUCAUGCCACAGUUCGAGCUGAUGACUGAAGCAGCUGACAAGGUCAAUCACAGGACUAAGCUGAACAACUGGAUCCAAGACCUCAAACAAGCCUUCCUCAAGGCAGAAGACUUGCUGGAUGAUCAUGAGUACAACCUCCUUGAGCGCAAAGCAAAGAGCGGGAAGGAUCCCUUGCCACCGCAUACCUCCACCAGAAGCACUAUUCUGAAGCCUCUGCAUGCUGUGUCCAACCGGUUGUCCAAUCUGCGCUCCAACAACAGGAAGCUAAUUCGCCAGCUGAAUGAACUGAAGGCCAUUCUGGUGAAAGGCAAGGGAUUACAUGAUCUUCUUUGCUUACCAGCUGGUAACGCUGCAGAUGGACUUGUUGUAAAAGCAGCAGUUAUUCCUCAGGUCACAUCAUUACCACCUCCAAAAGUAAUAGGCCGUGACAAGGAUCGCGACAAUACAAUAGACCUUCUUACCAAGCCGGUUGGUAUUGAGUCUAAUUCAGCUACAUAUUCGGGUUUGGCUAUUGUUGGAGCAGGAGGCAUGGGAAAAUCCACCUUGGCGCAACAUGUUUACAAUGACGAGAGGGUAAAAGAACAUUUUGAUGUCAGGAUGUGGGUGUGCAUCUCACGCAGACUUGAUGUCGAACGUCAUACACGGGAGAUUAUUGAGUCUGUGGUGGAGGGCGAAUGCCCACGUGUUGGUAAUCUUGAUCCUCUCCAGUGCAAAUUAAGGGGCUUACUACAAAACUCAAAGAAAUUCCUGCUUGUAUUGGAUGAUGUUUGGUUUGAAGAAUCUGGCAAUGAGAUGGAAUGGGAGCAACUCCUACGUCCAUUAGUUUCUGAGCAGACUGGAAUCAAAGUUUUGGUGACUUCUCGAUCCAAUAUACUUCCAGCUUCUCUUUACUGUACCAAGAUUGUUCCUUUGGAAAACAUGGAAGAUGCUGAGUUCUUGACACUCUUCAAAAACCAUGCCUUUUCUGGAGAAGAAAUCAGAGAUCUUAGCCGGCGUAAGAAACUAGAAGAGAUUGCAGAGAAGCUUGCUAACAGAUUGGGACGAUCUCCUUUGGCAGCAAUAACUGUGGGUUCGCAGUUGAGUAGGAAAAAGGAUAUCACUCCAUGGAAAGAUGCUCUAAAGGUGGACAACUUAAGUGAUCCCACGAGAGCUCUGUUGUGGAGUUACGAUAAGUUAGACCCACGUCUGCAGAGAUGCUUUCUGUAUUGCAGCUUAUUUCCAAAAGGUCAUAGCUAUAACAUCAGGGAGUUGGUUCACCUGUGGAUGGCAGAGGGAUUUGUUGAUUCGGGCAACGAGAACAAAAGAGUGGAAGAUAUUGGAAGGGGUUGCUUCAGUGAGAUGGUCUCAGUUUCAUUCUUUCAACCAGUUCAUGAGAGAUUUCAUACAUACUAUGUUAUGCAUGAUCUUAUUCAUGAUUUGGCAGAGUCACUCUCUAAAGAGCACUGCUUCAGAUUAGAAGAUGAUACGAUGGCGGAAAUACCAUGCACUAUUCGACACUUAUCAGUUCGUGUUGGGAGUAUGAUACAUCAUAAGCAAAGCAUUUGCAAGCUACAUCAUUUACGUACUAUUAUCUGCAUUGACCCAGUUAUAGAUGAUGUUAGUGAUGUUUUUAAUCAGAUACUGCAGAAUUCAAAGUUGCGUGUACUAUAUUUGGCAGCCUACAACAGUACCAAGUUGCCAGAAUCAAUUGGUGAGCUGAAGCAUCUUAGGUACUUGAACAUCAUCAACACGUGGAUUUCUGAAGUGCCAAGAUCAUUGUGCACUCUUUACCACUUACAGUUCCUGAAGUUCAGUUACAAAGUUGAGAGUCUGCCUGACAAAAUCUGCAACUUAAGUAAGUUGUGGUAUCUGGAAGGGCACAAGCGUUCUAUUCAUCAUCCAUACAACAAUGCUCUGCCUCAAAUCCCUAACAUAGGAAAGCUAACUUCGCUCCAACAACUUAAUAAUUUUUCUGUUCAAAAGCAGAAGGGAUAUGAGUUGUGGCAGUUGAGGGACAUGAACGAGCUUGGUGGCCUCUUAAAUGUUACGAAUCUUGAAAAUGCCACUGCAAAGGGUGAAGCUUUAGAGUCGAACCUGCACCGGAAAACCCAUCUUGAAAGCUUGCACCUUGACUGGAGUUAUAUGGAUGGCAUAAAUAUAGAGGGCAGUUUGCACUUGGAGAUUCUGGAAAGCCUGAUGCCACCUCCUCAACUUAGGGGCCUCACAAUCGAAGGUUACAGAUCUGCGAAAUAUCCAGGUUGGUUUCUUGAGGAUUCAUAUUUUGAGAAUUUGGAAAAGGUUAGGCUUGUUAAUUGCACUGUGUUAGACGGCCUACCAACCAAUGCCAAACUCUUUGGGAACUGCUGCUCACUUAGCUUCGAGAAUGUACCAAACCUGAAGACAUUACCUGCUCUUCCAGCAGGUCUUAAGGAGUUAUCAAUUGAUAACUGCCCACUGCUUAUAUUUGUUUCCAACGAUGAACCAGAACAGCAUGAUCAAGGCAAGAACAUCAUGAGGACAGACCAAUUGGUAUCAAACCUUUCUUUGGUAGUCUCAGUUGAGGAUUCCAUAUAUGAAACAAAGGAUGUAAUAUCAUCAGAAUAUACAUCUCUCAAGCAAUUGAUGGCAUCGACGAAUGCGGAUAUGUCACACGUUGAAAACCUUAGAAGUGCUCUUGAAAGAGAGGAAUUUGUGAUAGAGGAUAGAAUCAAUGCAUGGAAAUGUUGCCACGAGGAAAGGAUGAGACUCAUUUACGCAAGGAGCAUCGGGAUGCCUCUGGUUCCACCAUCAGAACUUGUCCAACUUCAUCUUUCGUCAUGCAGUAUUACAGAUGAGGCUUUAGCUGUUUGCCUUAAUGGUCUCACUUCACUGACACGUUUGCUCUUAACUAGGAUCAUGACUUUGACUACCCUUCCGUCCAAAGAGGUCCUCCAACAUUUGACAAAGCUUGACUUCCUGUUCAUCAAGGCUUGCUGGUGCCUCGGGUCAUUAGGGGGCUUACGAGCUGUUACCUCCCUUUUGGAGGUUAGAUUGAUUUCCUGCCCUUCUCUAGACUUGUCAGGUGGAGUAGAUGAAAUGCCAUCAUCUCUUGAGAGGCUCUGCAUAUUCUCAUGUGUGGUUGCAGAUAAUUUCUUCAGUACUGACCUGUCGCACCUGAUAUCGCUUUACAUGUAUGGCUGCAGAAGCUCUGCAUCCUUGUCGAUUGGCCAUCUGACCUCCCUUGUAUCAUUAAGGCUACUAGAUCUCCCGGAUCUGUGCUUUAUUGAUGGACUGUCUUCCCUGCAACUUCGCGGCGUAGGUUUGAAUGAUGUCCCGAAGCUCAACACGAAGUGCAUCUCACAGUUGCGGGUGCAGGAAUCACUCUCUGUUAGUAGCCCUGUGAUGCUCAACCACAUGCUCUCGGCUAAAGGUUUCAAAGUUCCAGAAACUCUCUCUCUCGAGGGAUGCAAGGAGCAGUCCGUUUCACUCGAAGAACCUGCAAAUUUCUCAUCCAUACGGUGCUUGAGAUUAGCUAACUGCGAAAGGAGGUCCCUGUCACUGCCAGGAAAACUGAUGUGCCUGUCCAGUCUGACACGACUUGAUUUCUACAACUGCCCCAACAUAUCAUCUUUACCUGAUCUGCCAUCCUCCCUCCAACAUAUACGUGUUUGGGAUUGUGAGCGCUUGAAAGAGAGCUGCCAUGCACCUGAUGGAGAAAGCUGGCCGAAGAUUGCGAAUAUCCGCUGGAAGGAAUUCAGAUGAACUGUGAUUUCAGAUUCACAACUACAAAGAAAUUGAAAAGGCUGGGAGUAACGAAGCUUUGUUUUCCAAUAUAAAAAAGAAGUCUCAAGAUCGGUCCCCUCCAGUAACCUCAUCUUCAAUGCCUCUCAGGAGUUUAGUGUUGGACUGCCUCAAGCUCACUUACACCUCAACUCUGUCCGCACUAUCGCUGGUGGCGACCCCUUGGCCCCUUUCUUCCUUGAUUGCUGUGUCCAACAUUCUUUCACUCUUGACAGCCCCAUUACUGUGCUGAGACACGGUAGUCUAAAUGUGAAGCUGGUUCUAUGUUACUAUUGUAUUUUGUUACUCCCUCUGUUCACUUUUAUAAGGCUUUGAACACAUUUCAGACAAGGUGCAAAGUAGCUCAUUUUUAGUUGUCUGAAACGACUUAUAAAAGUGAACGGAGGGAGUAUCCUGUCAUGGAGUGUUACUUCUCAUUUUGAUUGGUGCUGAUCAUAAAUAUUAUUUCUUGUGUGCUGAGAUUACUACUCCGAUAUCUCACGACCUCUGGAGGGCUAAGCUGCACAAUUCUGUACAAUAUUGUAGAUGAACUUCUGCAUUAUGUUUGGAGUUUGCUGAAGGUCUGAUGUUUGGAGCCUGGACAUCCAGAGCUCAAAUCCGAAUACACUACAAGCAGUUAUAAGGCCUCACAGCAGGCCUUAACUUCUCAUCAAGUUAUAGCAGUCACCAUGUGAAUCAUUUGAUUUUGUGGCCAUUCUGGAGACAGGGAGAAGCAACUACAAUCAUUCCGACCUGAAUCACUUGAGUGUAGGCCGUGACUUUGUGUGCCAUUAUUUCCCUCUAGAGGUCGUCUCUGGGUGUGAUCUUGUUUGGGGACGAUGGUGACUGCUAAAAUUCCGUAGAACUAAGUGUAAGUGAUUAUUUUUAGAGAUGUUGGCCAGGGUGCACUAGCUAUUAAUCUUGGCAGCAUGUGUUCUGGGAUAAAUUUAACCACAAGGGUCCAAGACUCCAAGGUGCACAAGCAAAUCCAGUAGAAAACCACACCACAGUGGAAAAUGUCUAACUCUGAAGUCUGAACUAGAUCGGCUAGAUGGGUGCGGUUCAGUACCAGUUU